This is a messenger RNA of Symbiodinium sp. CCMP2456, 406 nucleotides long. Lineage: Eukaryota; Dinophyceae; Suessiales; Symbiodiniaceae. The record is from the annotation of a GenBank genome assembly.
AUGAUGGAAGCAGACUAUGCCGAGCGGCACAGCGUCCAUCGUGACUGCGCCGCAGAUCCGGAUCGGGUUGUGGCCAGAUUGUGCUCAUUUGGGAGGAAGAGGAAGGAAAAGCUGCAGAAAAUGCGCACCGAGAAACUGGAGAUGGAAAGGCAAUAUAUCAGCGACAAGUCUGUUCACCGUCAUGUGCAGCUGGACGCCGCAAAGGUUCAGCAGUCCAUCCGGCGUUUGUACCAUGAGGACUUGGAGAGGAGGGGCGCAAGGCUUCGGACGCUGCUCGCUGAGAAGAUGCAAGCAGAGUUGGAGGAGGAGGAAGUCUGGAGGUCAUCGGCGCAAUCGCUGGAGCGGCGUCUUAGGCUUGCGAGCCCAAACCAGGAAAUCCCUGGCGAUCGUAUGGGAAGAGCAGGCG